AUGAAAGCUGCAAUAAUCCUUGCAACCCUGCUGACAGCUCUAGCUGUCUGUCAGGAUCACGACUACUGGGUUGACCGAGUCUGGGGGGAGCUGCAGCAGGCUGUGACGUGUGCAACCUGCGAGAUCCUGUUAGGCACAUUGAAGACCGUGGCGCAUCAGGGCCCAGAUGUUCUGCGAGCCGUCUUGACUGAGGUGUGCACGCAGGCCAAGAUUGCCGAUGCCGAUGUGUGCCAGGGCACCACGGCCGCCCAAGCGCCCAGCGUCUUUUACAUCCUCGAGCAGCUGCAGAUUGGAUCGGCGACCAGUCGCAAGCCCAUGCCGCGGAGCGUCAACCAUCUAACGGGUCGUGAAAAUCGAACCGUCCGCGUGGCGCAUCUCAGCGACACGCACGUUGACCGCUUCUACACGCCGGGGGCCAGCUAUCUCUGCUCCCCACCCGUGUGCUGCCGGCCAUAUACAGCGGGCAAUGCGCCCAACGGCACGCUCUUCGCCUGCGGGGACUGGGGCAAUCCUCGAUGCGAUCCUCCCAUUCGCCUGCUGACGGACAGUUUAUUGCCCGUCCUGCAGGGCCUGCAGCCUCCGCUUGCCUUCAGCCUAUUCACCGGGGACGUCGUGCCCCACGGUUUCUGGCUCACCAGUCGAGCGUCCGUCGAGGCCGACUACAACACCACGUAUACCGCGCUGCAGACGCUCAACCGCCAGGGACCCGUCUAUCUCGCCCUCGGCAACCACGACACCUCUCCGAUCAACAUCUACCCGGUGUCUCCCACGCAACCUUCAAGUUUCAACCCGCAAUGGGCCUACGACCUCUUCGGCUUCUGGUCGAACCGGCUCUCCCUGCAACCGAGGCCCCCAUCACCAUCACCAUCACCAUCACCACCAGUACCAGUCCCCCAACCCAAGAACCACGGCAACUACAGCAUCCUCCACCACCACCACCAGACUGACACCCCAACACUCAAGAUAAUCACCCUCAACAGUCUCCUCUACUACCGCCUGAACACCCUCAUCUACACGACCCCACCAACCCCCGACCCCGUCUCCCAAUUCGAAUGGCUGACCACUGAACUCCACCAAGCCGAGAUCCACCACCAGCGCGUCUGGCUCCUCACCCACGUACCCCCGGGCGACAGCCACAUCCUCCCUUGCUACGCCUGCGCCCUGAGCCAGAUCAUCGUGCGCUUCCGCGCCACCAUCGCCGCCAUCUUCUCCGGCCACCGACACCUGGAUCUCUUCCAAGUGUACUACCGCCCCCUACCCCCAAAUCACAUCUCCAGCACCACCUGCACCCGCGGAGCCAUAGGCAUCAACUACAUCACGCCCAGCCUGACAUCCGAACACGGCCGGCCGGCCUUCCGGCUCUACGACGUCGACCCUACCACCUGGACGGUCGUGGAUUAUACGGUCUACGUGGCGGACUUUCAGAGUACCUCGUCGUACUACUCGGCCCGCGAGGUAUAUAGGACUGGCAUGGAGGAAGAGGAGGAGGAGGAGGCAGAUGAUAACCCGCCGCCCCUUUCCCCGGGUUUCUGGGAUGAUUUGACGGUGCGCAUGGCGGGGAAUGAGACGCUGUUCGAGGAGUGGUGGACGCGACGCACGCGGGGAGACUGGGUGAAGCCGUGUUCUGGGGCGUGUCGGCGGAGGGAGAUCUGUUACUUGAGGGGUAGGCCGGACGGUCGCGAGGGGGAGGGGUGGGAGGGCUGUCCCGGGAGUUUUGUCACCAUGGGCGGGCAUGGGGAUGACUUUGCGUGGGCGGGGCAGUGGAUGAUGGAAUAG
Aspergillus japonicus CBS 114.51 is the source of this 1776-nucleotide messenger RNA. Its product is annotated as PPN1 endopolyphosphatase family protein. The transcript is spliced from 5 exons. The record is from RefSeq and is a predicted model, not a curated record. Lineage: Eukaryota; Fungi; Ascomycota; Eurotiomycetes; Eurotiales; Aspergillaceae. Bases 1 to 1776 code for a protein of 591 amino acids. Gene Ontology annotation, molecular function: hydrolase activity.